UUGAUGGAGACUGCUUGUGUUUUUGUCGGUGACACAGUCAUGAAGGACGGCAUGGCAGCAGCGGGAGAACCGGAGGAGGUUUCCCGUCAGGACCUGUAUGAGGAUUAUAUCAAGUGUUAUCUCCAGAUGUGUUCAGAGGUUCGACCGUGCCGCGAUGCUCAGCUGUUGAAGAAGGCGGCUCAGUAUGUGCUCCAGGAAGCAGAGCCCACUCACACUUUCACCGUGUUUCCAUUCUACCAGAGUGUUCUGAAGGGCGCUGCUGCCCUGAGCUCUGACAACAGGAAACACCUGUCUGCUUUUAUCAAGGCCACAGAGCUACUGGAAACUCUCUGCAUCAAUCUGUUUCUCCAACCGUGGAAGAAGGAAAUCAAGACACUCAAGUGUUUUACAGGUCCAUUUGUUUACUGUCUUCUGCCAGUUCUCAGCAGUUCUACCAUCCAGUCCGUCCUGGCCUCUAUUGGCUACCUGCCACAUCCUGAGACACCACAGAGUGAGUACAAGCUCAGUGUGGAUGCUAACCCAGACAAAGCCAUGCUGGUGGGUUUUGAGCUACUGCUGGCCAGAGUGGAGUGUCUCCACCUCCUGGAGCUCCUGGAGAAGGAGAAGGAUCACCUGGGACCACAGGAGUGGCUGGAAGUUGUCCAGAGGAGAGCGGGACCUGUGAAGACAGAGGGACACACAGAAAAGAAGACAGUAGAGCAAAUGGAAGAUGAGAAGAAGAAGAAGAAGGAAGAGGCAAAUAAAAGCGAGGUACCUCUGUCUUUCGACACCAGGCCUGCAGUGAACCCCAAGCCCAAGCCUCGAUGCUGCCACCUUUCCAGUGUAGACCAGUCCAUCAUGGAGAUGCAGUUGACCUAUGAUGACCUGGCCAUCAGGGGGCGCCCUGUGCUACAGGACAAACCUCACAGAGCAAACAGCCACAAGAGCAGCAGUAAAUCUGUUCAAUCUGGUGCCAGCACCAAUAAUAACAGUAGUGACAGUAAAGCUGUUCAGCCUCCUGACAGAGACUGCAGUAGGAGUACCAAACAUGCUGCCACAACUCUUAGCAGUAAACCUGAUGGCAGCAAAGUCUGUGAAAUGAUUGGCAAGAAUAGCAGAAGCAGUGGCUGCAAUGAUGAUAGCGGUGGUGGUGGGUUCUCUACUCCAGCAAACAACACUAGCAGCAGCUUCAAGAACAGUGAUGGAAGCAGAGUUGAUGAUUUAGUCAGGAGUCCUCAUGACAUCACUCUGCACAUCACACUGAGAGCUGGGUCUAAUGCAGAGCAGAGCCUGAAGCCUGGAGAGCCUCAGCCCACAGCAGAGCCUCCUGCAUGGACACAGCAGCAGGAUGCAGCAGACUUACAAAAUAAGAGCCCGCCAAAAGCUGAGCAUCCCUCUCUGACCACCACGGACGAGGAGCAGGAGCUGAGAGAGUUGGCAGAGAGGAUGGGUCAGCUCCAUGUCCAGCACACCAAAGAGGAGGCGAAGAAAAAAGAGGACGGCAAGAAAGGAGAGGAAAACCCAAAUAAAGAGAGGAGAAAGAAAGGGAGGAAAACAAGCACAGAAGAAGGAGCAGAGGAGCAGAGUCUCAGGAAGCCAGUGAUGGAGACAAGUCCAGUACAGAGUCAUCCUGCCAGUAGAUGCACCAGAUCCUUUCAGUCUGAUCCCACAGCGAUGAAAGAGCAGAAGCAGCCCAGUGUGUGUCACUCAGCACCACUCAGCAUCAGUACAGCAGACUGUCAGUCAGGAGGAGGAACGAGUAACCAGGAAGGAGAAGUGAGGGAAGGUCAUACAGACAGAGCAGCAACAGGCAGAGCAGAGGAGGAUCAGAGCUUUGUUAUGGUUUAACAUGAUCUCAAGUUUAACCCAACAAGUGGCAGUUAUUCAGAACAAAACUACAGAGCAAGCUCAAAACCAGUACCAUCUGUGAGAUAGAUGUAUAAAAAAGAAAAAAGAGACUUUAUUGCAGAAUUCCAUUUUGUUACAUGUCAUAUUCUGUCUCACUUUAUUUGCUGGCACCUUACUACAGUUGCUCUCACAUAAAGGCUAAAAUACAUAUAAAUACAUAUAAAUACACAUAAAUUACAAC
This is a messenger RNA of Scomber japonicus (chub mackerel), 2068 nucleotides long. RefSeq lists its product as uncharacterized. NCBI's taxonomy places the organism in Eukaryota, Metazoa, Chordata, Actinopteri, Scombriformes, Scombridae. The coding region runs from base 4 to 1827 and encodes 607 amino acids. The transcript has 6 exons. Gene Ontology annotation, cellular component: cytoplasm. The record is from RefSeq and is a predicted model, not a curated record.